CAAGACUCAUCCGUAACCACCGAUACAGUCAUCACGAGUGCUCAAGACGCAGAGUUACAAACUCAAGUCUCUCGUGUUGUUGUAAUUGCUAUUGAUCAAUCUGAGCAUAGUCAGAAUGCAUUCGAUUGGGCAGUUAAAAAUUUCUUAAGAAAAGAUAGCGAUUUGGUUAUACUAGUCAAUGUACGACCGCUUACAACGACUCCUGGACCAUACGCAACUAUUGGUGCUAGUUAUAUGGAUCUCUCUGAAGUUGCAGUGAGUUUAGAGGAACAGCAUCGUGUUAACAGUCAUACUCUUUUAAGAAAAUUUGCAGAGAAACUAAAAAGUCAUGAUUUUGCUUGCAAAGCCAUAGCUAUGCAGGGAGACGCACGCGAGGAAAUCGUUCGUAAGGUCACUGAAUUAAAUGCAAAUGCCUUAAUAGUUGGAUCUCGUGGUUUAGGUGCUUUGAAACGGUUAUAUAUUCCUUGGUUCUCUCAACAAUUGAGAGUGUGA
Messenger RNA from Dentiscutata erythropus, 492 nucleotides. Lineage: Eukaryota; Fungi; Glomeromycota; Glomeromycetes; Diversisporales; Gigasporaceae. The record is from the annotation of a GenBank genome assembly.